AAACGAUGAAUUUAAACUUCACGCAUACGAUGCGAAGCAUAAACUACUGGUUCCCGUUGGCGAAAUGGUACAGACUUUGCUAAUCAGGGAAGCUGUUCACUCAAAUCCUCUUGAAGCUGCAAUGGACUCUACGAAGAAACAUUCUGCAAAAUGCUCAAACGAUGCUUUUCACAGAUGCUCUUCAAUUCUUUCUUUCAUUUCCAUUCUGUUGAUUGUUGCGCUGUUCUUUAGGAUGGAAACAAUAAACAGGAACACAAAGAGGAACGAACUUCGCAUUUCAGAUGUUGAAGGUCACCUUAAGGUCGCCGUUUUGAGGAAAAGAGCAGGUAACGAGGAGAAACUGUCAAAGGAUUUUGAAAGCGGAAUGGAAACACAUAAUGUGGAUUAUCGCCAAAGACAUAAAAGAAAUGCUGCUUUGAGUCCAACGCCAGCAACUAUAACUUUACAACAAAUCCGCCAAGAAAUAAAUAACAAGUUCAAUGAAGUUUGUAACUCCUCAGACAGAAUAUGCCAGGCAGGACCUCCGGGACCGCCAGGAGCCCUUGGGUAUCCCGGAUAUAAGGGAGAAAAAGGGGCCCCUGGAAGUAAAGGACCACCAGGUCCAUGGGGGCCCACUGGGGUUCCAGGGGAAAGUGGUGUUAGAGGACCUGUGGGACCUCAAGGAGAAAAGGGUGAAAAAGGUGACAAAGGGCCCGUUGGAGCUCGUGGUAUUAGAGGAGAGACUGGAGAGAAGGGUCGUCAAGGACAAAAAGGAUCUAUUGGCUUAAAAGGGAACACUGGGGACAGAGGAUUGGUUAGUAUUCAGGGACCAACCAGAGAAUGUGUCGUUCCACCGAAGAUCAGUGUGUAUCCAGCAUCUCAGGAAGUCUUUAUCAAUGAGACAGCAAUAUUUUUCUGUUGGGUUCAAGGCCAGACGUCGUCCAAAAUAACAUGGCGUAGACUUGGAGGUACUCUAUCUGAUGCUACCGUAGAAGAUGGUGCGCUUCGAAUCAACAGCGUACAAAGGUCACAUGUGGGGUCGUAUAUGUGUUCAGCUAACACUGGUCUCAGAAAUCUAACGGGUUUCAGCACUUUACAAGUAAAAGAGCCACCAACAUUUGUCAAGAAACUACCAUCUUUGGUCAUUGUAGAUGAAGGCUCCGUUUUAAGUCUCUGUUGUGAGGCUGUGGGCUCUCCUCCUCUUAACGUGGAAUGGUCACGCGCUCGUCAGGCGCACUCCGCUGAUACAUCAUUGGCUUUCGAGGAACAAGGCUGCCUCGAAUACAACCCUGUUGGGUUCAACAGCAACGGGACAUAUGUCUGCCGCGCAAGAAACCGCUUCGGACUGGCAGAAACAACAACGUCAGUAGUCGUCAAGAGAAAAGUACAUUCUUGUGAAGAAGUUUCAAAGAAAAAAAUGGAGAGACGUCCCGGAAGCUUCGAGCUUUUCGCGGUCAAUUUUCGAUAUAAAGUCUAUUGUGAUAUCACAGCAAGUCUUGAAGGAUGGACCCUUAUCGCUCGAUUCUCAAACAGCGAUGGCAAGAAUUGGAUGCGUGACGAUGGUAGAUGGUGGUAUGACCAGCAAGCUGCCAAUGGAACAACAAAUGAUCCAUCAGUAAACGCUGAUAUGAUCUCACCAGCAUUUUGGUUGGUCAGAGGAAGCGAAUUUAAGAUCACGCGCAGUGACGACCCCAGCCACACCCCUCUGUUACAGACCACAGGUAACUGUUUGGGUGGACAAACAUUCCGAUCUAAAAUCACAAGUUAUGGCGACUUUAGAAAUGGCAAGGUCUGGGCCAGUGAUCAGUGUCUGGGAAGUUGUACGGUUCAAUAUGGCGGACAGUACAAGUCAACAGACGGGUUUCAACAGGCUGAUUGCAGUGGAAGCAUCCAAAGUGCUGACAAGAUCGGCUUCUGGUGUGACUGGGAUACUGGGGAUGGAGCAGUCAUGAUGAUUGGUGGAGGAGGAAGUAAAUGUGCACGUGCAGAUCACGGCAUUGGAAUCUCAGAAACUAACGCUGCUUCUUUCGUUGAAGAGGAUAGCACACAAACUGAAUACGACUUUGGUUAUGAUGCUCAAACGAAAAGCGCUCCAUCCCUGUCCUACUCGUUGAACUUAUGGAUCCGUUAAAAAUUAUAAGAAUUAUACGUUAAAAAUUAUAACGUAAUACUUGUGUGAUUAGUAAUGAAGUUAACAAUCCAUAAACCAAAUUACAAACUCUGAUCCUCUGACUGGUAGGUCGGAGAGUAUGAAGGCUCGGAUAUACAUUUUUUGAAACUAAGAUAUUGCAUUUCUUGCCCUCUAUGGCUUCACUCCACCAAUUAGAAUCUCCUUAAUGAAGUGAGGUUCAGACAUGUUUAACGAGAAAGAGCGGGUGAAGUCAGAAGAGGCGUGCUUUCGAUUCGAUUUUUGUUUCAGAGACGAGUACAUUUAAAUGUCAUUUUGCUGACUAACAACUUUUACAUUUAGUUUCGACAACUGCCUGCAACAUAUCUCAGUUAUGCGUUUUAAAUAAUGGCUACCUAGUAGUUUAGAUGGUGCCUCUUUGAUUCGUUUUUUAAAAAAAAUCAAUUUAGAAUUCUGCAUCCUGUUUUGAACUUUUUGUAGGCCUCUGUAUUGUUCUUACUUGUUUGUAGCGUGUUGCGGAAAGAGUACAACAUUUGUGUUAUCUACUUUUUUCAAAAAUUAGCUGAGAACUAUAUUGUAGUAUUUAGUAUUGGAGCAAACUAAUUACGAU
Pocillopora verrucosa is the source of this 2717-nucleotide messenger RNA. NCBI's taxonomy places the organism in Eukaryota, Metazoa, Cnidaria, Anthozoa, Scleractinia, Pocilloporidae. The record is from RefSeq and is a predicted model, not a curated record.